CCUUGUUUAUUCCCUCUAAAUCCCUCCCUCCCCACAGUUAAAAACUUUCUGUCCACUUAAUACUACGCUUUCUUCUUAGUCCAAAAUUUCAAUUUCCCUGUCUUGCCUUAGCAAGAAUGGAGAAACCUCACAUCCUUCUUGUUACAUUUCCCUCCCAAGGCCACAUAAACCCUUCGCUGCAAUUCGCCAAGCGCCUCAUACGCAUCGGCGUUAAGGUUACCUUCGUGACAGCCAUCUCUGCUUUUCGCCGCAUGAACACAACCACCCCUCCGGAUGGUUUAUCAUUUGCUGCCAUCUCCGACGGUUAUGAUGAAGGCUUCAAAUCCACCGGUGAUAUGAACCAUUUCAUGUCCGAGGUUAGGCGUUGCGGUUCUCAAACGCUUAGAGAGUUGAUCGCCGCCAGCAUUAGCCAAGGCACGCGCUUUACCCGUGUUGUUUACACUAUUUUUAUUCCUUGGGUGGCCGUGGUGGCACGUGAAUUCGAUAUCCCCCAAACAUUUCUUUGGAAUCAACCUGCUGCCAUCUUCAACAUCUAUUACACUUACUUCAAUGGUUAUGGAGAUGUCAUUAGGAACAGUUUCAGUGACCCCUCAAUUGUGGUGGAAUUACCCGGAUUGCCGCCUCUAGCUAGCCAUGAUCUCCCUUCAUUUUUCAACCCUUCAAAUGAGAACGUCUUUGCACUUCCAGCAAUGAAAGAGCAACUAGAGAUUAUUGAUGAAGAAGGAAAAAACCCAAAAAUACUAGUUAACACCUCUGAUUUUUUGGAGCAUGAAGCUUUAAAAGCCAUGGAAAAGUACAAUAUGGUUGGAGUUGGACCGUUGAUGCCAUCUGCCUUCUUAGGUGGAAAAGAUCCAUCUGAUACUUCCUUUGGAGGAGAUCUUUACAAGGGCACUAAAGGAUACAUGGAGUGGCUGAACUCACAGCCGGAAAGGACUGGAUUCCCGUUCUUGUGGGUGAUAAGAGAGAGUGGAGAAGGAGAGAAGGAAGAGGAGAAGUUGAGUUGCAAAGAAGAGCUGGAAAAGCAAGGGAUGAUAGUACCGUGGUGUUCACAAGUGGAGGUUCUCUCACACCCAUCAGUAGGAUGUUUCAUUACUCAUUGUGGAUGGAAUUCAACAUUUGAAAGUUUGGCUUCUGGAAUGCCAAUGGUGGCGUUCCCGCAGUGGACAGAUCAAGGGACGAAUGCGAAGCUCGUGCAGGACUUGUGGAAGACAGGGGUGAGAGUGAAGAAGAACGAAGAAGGGAUGGUUGAAGGAGAUGAGAUAAAGAGGUGCUUGGAAUUGGUGAUGGGAGGAGAGGAAAUGAGACAGAGUGCAAGGAAAUGGAAGGAGUUAAUAAGAGCAGCUGCCAAUGAAGGAGGGUCUUCGGACAACAACCUCAGGACUUUCGUGGAUGAACUUGGAAAAUGAUUUUGAGCUGCAGUAAUCCUUUGGUUUGAUAGGAAUUAAUUUUGGGGAAAUUUUAGUUUAGUCCUGUUUUCUUUUCUCUGCUUAUUUAAUAAGGAAUAUACACAGAAUGAUCAAUUUCAAUCAAUGGUAUAGUUCCUG
Rubroshorea leprosula is the source of this 1544-nucleotide messenger RNA. NCBI's taxonomy places the organism in Eukaryota, Viridiplantae, Streptophyta, Magnoliopsida, Malvales, Dipterocarpaceae. The record is from the annotation of a GenBank genome assembly.